This is a messenger RNA of Nerophis lumbriciformis (worm pipefish), 2151 nucleotides long. It is a transcript of the gene smpdl3b, whose product is annotated as sphingomyelin phosphodiesterase acid like 3B. Gene Ontology annotation, biological process: sphingomyelin catabolic process. Gene Ontology annotation, molecular function: sphingomyelin phosphodiesterase activity. The record is from RefSeq and is a predicted model, not a curated record. NCBI's taxonomy places the organism in Eukaryota, Metazoa, Chordata, Actinopteri, Syngnathiformes, Syngnathidae.
CGGCCUCUCCCAUUCUCAGUGGACUUGAGCACAGACCAUUAAUGCGUGUGUGUGCUUCCUUCAACAUGUCCGCACAAAGGUUGCUGCUGUGUUGCCUUCUUUUUAAAGGCACUCUGGCACUCUCAGGCAACUUUUGGCACAUCACCGACCUGCACUGGGACCCGUCCUACGCCCUGGGAGACGACCCUAAGAAGGUGUGCGCGUCGAGCGGUGUCCGACCCGCCGCGCAGGCGGGCGCGUUCGGUGACUACGCGUGCGACUCGCCAUGGAAACUCAUCAACUCCUCCGUUUAUGCAAUGAAGAAGUUUCUACCAGACCCGGAUUUCAUUGUGUGGACUGGAGACGACACGCCGCAUGUUCCUGACCGGGAUCUGAGCAAAGAGGCGGUGCUGAGCAUCAUCAGCAACCUCACGGACGCCAUAAACCAGGUCUUUCCAAAAACCAAAGUGUACUCGGCCCUGGGCAACCACGACUACCACCCCAAGAGCCAGCUUCCCGGAGGCCCCAGCAUCAUGUACAACCAAACAGCUCUAAUAUGGCAGCACUGGCUGGAGCCCGAGUCCCGUGAAACGUUCCAGAAAGGUGGCUAUUACACGGAGAAGCUGCUGAAUAUGACAGGCUUCCGCAUCUUGGUGCUCAACACAAAUCUCUACUAUGACCGCAACUUGCUGACCCAGAACGCCGAAGACCCCGCGGGACAGUUUAGCUGGGCGGACCGGGUCCUGGCAGAGGCGGCCGGCAACAAAGAGAAGGUGUACGUCAUAGGUCACGUGCCACCGGGCGUGUUUGAGAAGAAAAGAAACAAGCCCUGGUACCGGCCGGACUUCAACAGGCGAUACGUGGAGUUGAUUGGCAAGCACCACUCCGUCAUCGCGGGACAGUUCUUUGGACAUCAUCACACAGACACCUUCCGCAUGUUCUACAACUCGGAGGGUUCUCCUAUCAGCACAAUGUUCCUCAGCCCGGGGGUGACACCGUGGGAGACCACGCUCCCCGGAGUGAAGAACGGCGCCAACAAUCCUGGCAUCCGGAUCUUCGAAUACGACACCCAAACCCUCCUGGUCAAAGACGUGGUGACCUACUACCUGAACCUGAGCCACGCCAACGCCGGCUGGGAUCGCUGGGAGAAGGAGUACCGCCUCACCGAGAGCUUCCACGUGGCCGACGCCUCCCCCGCCUCCAUGCAGCGGCUCCUGGAGGGGAUCUCCACGGACCGCUGCCGCCUGCAGAAGUACUACCAUUUCAACUCGGUGAGCUACGACCUCGGCGAGUGCGACGCCGCCUGCCGCGUGGACCACGUGUGCUCGCUGCGAGAGGUCGACUACGACAGGUACGAGCGCUGCCUGGUGACGGAGGCGGCGUCUUCCGGCGGCGGCGGCGGCGGCUCGCUAGUUGUCCUCUCUGUGGCUGCAAGCAUCCUGUUUGUUUUCAAUCAGCAGUAGUUAGCAUUUCACAUGGGUGACACAUGAAGAGGAAUGCAUGUUUUUGUUCGCUAACAACCAUUUUCAACCCAUGUUGCUUUUAGGACCAGUCAACGCAAGAACCCUAUUGGUUUUGGAGGAUGUCAUCACAAGUCAUUCUCUACCAAAAAUCUUCCAUCAGCACCAAUGUGCCAUAAUCAAAAGCAAGAACUGUAUUGAUCUUGAAUAACAUCCAACAUUUUUUUUAUUUUUAGCACUUUUUUAGUUGCAUUUUUCGAUUGAUCUGGUAAACUUUCAGGGAUAAUUGCUCUUUAAUGUAGCAAAAACCCUACAGAAUUGAAACAAUAUCAAGCACCACCCACCCAGUAUUCCACAAACCCAUUAAAGGAAAAUUUGCUGAGGCCGAAUCAACACGUUUUGUUAGCUUCUGAUCACGACUCUCACCAAUGUGUGUGUGUGUGUACCAGAUGAUGUCGUUUCGUUUUCUGUUCUUUUGGUUUACCCCCAUACAGCAAAAACGUCUCAACGAACAUUGGACACAAAUUCCUCAAUCUGAUUGACAAACACUUUCCCAAAGACAACACCCUAAGAAAAGUAUUCAACAAGAACAUUAAAUUGAGCUACAGCUGCAUGAACAAUAUACGACAAAUCAUCUCAAACCACAACAAAACAAUUGCAAAUGAGCCGUCGACCCCCAGACAGAGCGACUCCAAAACCAACAAAGGAUGUA